GGAAGUAGGGAAAGUGGUGGGGACAGCCUGAGUGCAGGACUGUGACAGGGAAAGGCAGGCUUCUUCCUCGCUAUGGCUGCAACAAAGGCACUUUUGAUGCUGGAAAACUUCAUAGAUGGAAAGUUUUUACCUUGCACCUCAUACAUAGAUUCUUAUGACCCAUCGACAGGGGAGGUGUAUUACAGAGUGCCAGACAGCGGGAAAGAAGAGAUUGAUGCUGCAGUUGAGGCUGCCAGAAGAGCCUUUCCUGGCUGGUCAUCCCGGAGCCCCCAGGAGCGCUCGCAGGUCCUCAACAAGCUGGCAGAUUUGCUGGAGCAGUCCCUGGAGGAGUUGGCCCAGGCGGAAUCUAAAGACCAAGGGAAAACCUUAACACUGGCAAGAACCAUGGACAUCCCCCGGUCUGUGCAGAACUUCCGGUUCUUUGCCUCCUCCGUCCUGCACCACACGUCCGAGUGCACGCAGAUGGACCACCUGGGCUGCAUGCACUACACCGUGCGGACCCCCGUGGGAAUCGCUGGUCUGAUCAGCCCUUGGAAUUUGCCACUCUACUUGCUGACCUGGAAGAUAGCUCCGGCGAUGGCUGCAGGAAAUACUGUGAUAGCCAAGCCCAGCGAGCUGACCUCAGUGACUGCCUGGAUGUUGUGUAAACUCCUGGAUAAAGCAGGUGUUCCACCAGGUGUGGUCAAUAUUGUGUUUGGAACGGGGCCCAGGGUCGGGGAGGCCCUGGUGUCCCAUCCAGAGGUGCCGCUCAUCUCCUUCACGGGGAGCCAGCCCACAGCGGAGCGGAUCACCCAGCUCAGUGCUCCCCACUGCAAGAAGCUCUCCCUGGAGCUGGGCGGCAAGAAUCCCGCCAUCAUCUUUGAGGACGCCAACCUGGACGAGUGUAUUCCGGCCACUGUCAGGUCCAGCUUCGCUAACCAGGGUGAAAUCUGCCUCUGUACCAGCAGGAUCUUUGUCCAGAAGAGCAUCUACAGUGAAUUUUUAAAGAGAUUUGUAGAAGCUACCAGAAAGUGGAAAGUUGGCGUUCCCUCUGAUCCAUCGGCCAGCAUGGGUGCUCUGAUAAGUAAAGCACAUUUGGAGAAAGUCAGAAGUUAUGUCAAGAAAGCUCUUUCCGAAGGCGCCCAAAUUCAGUGUGGGGAGGGCGUGGAUAAGUUGCACCUCCCCGCCAGGAAUCAGGCAGGCUACUUUAUGCUUCCCACGGUGAUAACAGACAUUAAGGAUGAAUCCUGCUGCAUGAAGGAAGAGAUAUUUGGUCCAGUGACGUGUGUCACCCCCUUCGAUAGUGAAGAGGAAGUGAUUCAAAGAGCCAACAGCGUUAAAUAUGGGCUGGCAGCCACGGUGUGGUCAAGAGAUGUGGGGCGUGUCCAUCGUGUGGCUAAGCAGCUGCAGUCGGGCUUGGUCUGGACCAACUGCUGGCUCAUCAGAGAGCUGAACCUUCCUUUCGGGGGGAUGAAGAGUUCUGGGAUAGGUAGAGAAGGAGCUAAAGACUCUUACGACUUCUUCACUGAAAUCAAAACCAUCACUGUUAAACACUGACCUUUGCCCAUGGUGAAGCCCUUGUGGUCAACGCCUGGCUGCAGAGAUUGGUUGCCCAGUGUGGUGAACUGAAAUAUUGGCAUGAAUUCCAGCCAUGUUGUGACUUCGCAGAAGCUUAUCUCUGGCCUAUCCUUAUAGUUAGUAAUUUUACUCGCUGGUGAAGAGGUGCUGUCUAUGUUCAAUAUGGACUCAGAGAAGAAAAGACUUCUGAGUAGGAAGGCACAACAAGAAAGCCAAAUAAUGGCUAACUUCCUCCCAAGUAUGUCUUUGUAAUAUUUUUUUCCAUCAUCUUGAUUGAAUUCUUGGAAACUGCCAGAUAAUCAGAUAUUUUCAUCUGCAAGUAUAUGGUAAAAAAAAAAAAGAAUCCACAAAGCCAAAGAGAAAUGAAUAACCAUUAUUUCUUAGCUUUGGGGAGAUUGUGGAGAUGUCUCCUCAUCCAUUAAGCACUAGCAUGGCCAACUGAUAAUUGAUUGGACCUUAUUAUGUAAGGGGACAGCGGAUGUCCUUGAAAUUUGUUAGGGGAGACCUAUAUGGUAGGCCCUGCUAAAUACAUCUGUACAAGGACAAAGAAAAUAACUACCACUUUUAAAGAAAACUUGGAAGAAGAAGAGAAAAUAGUUUGAUCCAUUCCUACUGUCAAGUCUGAUCAAUUCCAGUUCUUUAUGUCUGCAUUUAAUGAUGCUUACAACUUACUAAUCCUGAAAGAAGUAAUAAAUGUUAAGCUAAUUUAGUAACUACUGUGGCAUAUACCUUCUUCUUGAAUUGUCCUUUAUUCUUCCUUAUCCCCAUCCUCUUAGGAAUAUGGAUUUUUCACUAAGUAACAAAGGUAUUUCUAGCACUUUUUUUUUCUGGAUUCUUCCAGGGAUCAGAGGAGAAAACUGGGGUUUUCAGAGGUUAAGUAACACACACAAGGUCACAAAAUGGCCUGGGGCAGAGGUAGGAUUUGAACCUAGGGCUCCCAGACUUCAAAACCCACCAUCUCUGACCGCCUCACACUUGCUGUGGAUCAUGCCCCAGAGGCAGUGAAGUACUUGUGGCUUCUGGCACAUGUCCUGGCCGGUGCCUCUCUUCCAAGUCUCCCUCCCACUUAACCUCGUCCUUCCUCUCUGCUACCCAGCUCCACUCAGUAUGGGACAGAGGCUGCCCGCAUGGCAUGCAGCCCAGCACUACCUCCAGAGCAGCCCUUCCUGCACUGACGAAGCCAUCCGAUUGCAGGUUUGAUUCCCCCACUGGACAGGAAUGUCGAAGGCCAGGGCUGGUGUUAUCCCUCUGAAAAGUCUCAAUUCAUAGCACAGUGCCUGGCACACAGAAAGUGCCCAAAACAAGUUCCAGGAAUGGAACAAGGUCUUCCUGUGCUCGGGGGUAUUUGUCCCAUGGUUUGUGCCUGUGUAGUGGGGAGAGGCGGUAGAAGUGGUAGGGGGAAAACUAAGCUUUAUAAUUUUGCUUAGGAUUUCAGGUAUAUUGGCUUGUUCAUAAAUGCU
Molecule: messenger RNA, 3017 nt
Organism: Propithecus coquereli (Coquerel's sifaka)
Lineage: Eukaryota; Metazoa; Chordata; Mammalia; Primates; Indriidae
Gene: ALDH8A1
Product: aldehyde dehydrogenase 8 family, member A1
Exons: 7
Coding region: 73-1536 (487 amino acids)
Biological process (GO): retinoic acid metabolic process
Molecular function (GO): retinal dehydrogenase (NAD+) activity
Source: RefSeq, a predicted model, not a curated record